Messenger RNA from Sebastes umbrosus (honeycomb rockfish), 4745 nucleotides. It is a transcript of the gene mtus2b, whose product is annotated as microtubule associated tumor suppressor candidate 2b. Bases 367 to 3990 code for a protein of 1207 amino acids. Gene Ontology annotation, molecular function: microtubule binding. NCBI's taxonomy places the organism in Eukaryota, Metazoa, Chordata, Actinopteri, Perciformes, Sebastidae. Gene Ontology annotation, cellular component: cytoplasm; nucleus. The record is from RefSeq and is a predicted model, not a curated record. The transcript is spliced from 15 exons.
UCCUCUUCAUCAUCAUCACGGCCAAGGCUGGAUGUCUCCCUCCUGCUUCCUCUCCUCUUCUUCACUGUCGAGCUCUUCUUCACCAGCCGGAUUACCGGAAUCUAAACGGUAAAGUCUACCUUUUCACACCGGGGGAUGGACGGAUAAGGACCCCGGAUGUCGUGAAGAACCAUCUUCCAAAUUAGACAUGAUAUUGGAUAUUCUGAUUAUUGGCAUAUGGGAAAGAAAUGUGAAAAUCCAUUCUGGGCUCCUGCUGUGCCACUAAGAUUCUUUGAUGGGUAAACGGACCUUUUCCUAAUUGAUGCCAUGGAUGAUUGAUUUUCAAAGUGCUCUUGAGGAUGCUGUAAGCUCAGAGCUGUUUCCAAAAUGAGUGAGCAAGAGCCCUUCGAUGAGGGGGAGCUGAGGAAUAACAACCAGCAGGGUGGCGUGCCGACUGAAGGCGACGCCAACGCCAAUGAAAUCCAGACAGAGGACGGUGAGAUGACGGGUGAUACUGGCACUCUGUCUGGGCUCGUGACUGAUACGGCACAGCAGGACAAAGUCAUCAUCUGGGGCACAGACUCCCAGUGUGACGACCCUGACCUGGCUGAGUUUGAGAUGCUGGAGUGUCAGGAGCUGGAGGCCUACCUGGUCGAGGAUGGAGAGGAUUUUGUCGGGCUCACAGACCGGAAAGAGGCAUCACGCAGCAAAGCUACAGUAGAACAGGUGGAGAGAAAGUCUACUCUGCCUGGCGCCAGUGAGCAAGAAGAGAGCAGAGAGGCGUCUAGGACUGAGUUAAGCUCAGAAACCGAUGUCUUUGUAACCUGUCUGUCCACCAUUUCAAGCAUGGACACUGCUAUGGACACUGCUGGCAGAACCCAGACAACAGACUCUUGGCACGUUGCCUCUGGUCCUUACUCAACCAUCUCAGAAGACUUGACUCUGGUUUCCCAGACUGGCAACAGCAUCAGCGAGAGAGACAAGGCCUCUCAAAUAUCUGAUCAUCCUCCCCUCUCCUCUGGAAAAAGCACAAUACACAGGAACGAUGUGGACAUGAAUUUGAAUUCAACAGUCCACUCAGAGGAUGUGGUACCAAUGGCACAAGUGAGCAUUGGAGUUGAUCUGUGUCAGGAUGUCAUUGACGAGCACAGGGAGAACAAUAACCAGAGAAAUAAAGCAGGCAAUACCAUUUCAGAGGGAGGAUGUGAUCGAAGAAGAAGUUCAGAGCACAAGGGUUUACCCGCUGCAAAAAUAUCACAUGAAGAAAGCACUAAAAUGGAUAAAAGCACACAAGCUGAUGAGGCCCCUGAUGCGAACUACAGCCCACCCAAAAUGGGUACAAAGGGGACUCAGUCAUCAAUUGAAUCCAAAGCCAUAAAGAAACAAGGAUCAUUUGAUAACUCGUUGAAAAACCAAAACUCUUUUGACAGGAGUAUCAAAAAGCAGCCAUCGUUUGAGAAUACUUUAAAGAAGCAGCUCUCCUUUGAUAACACCUUAAAAAAGCAGGGCUCUUUUGAGAACACCGUCAUCUCCGGCUCUUCAAGUCUGGAGAGGAGGAAGCCGUGGGGAAGCCCCAGUCGGCCAUCUACUCCUACUUCCCCUAAAACAACCUCCUGUUCCCCCAAGAGACGGCCGUCCGGUUCUCCAGCCAAGGUCCAGAGCAUCAGGGUGCUGAGCCUGGAGCGCAGCGACUCCCCUCAGAGAGGUUUAAGUCAAACAGUCAGACCACCAGGUAAGACCAGUUUGAGCAGCUGCAUCCCUAAACCUGUCUCGUCCCAGCAGAAAGAGACAGAACCCAGGAGGUCUUCUCCUCCCCAGAAGCCUAAAAACGUCCGACCGAAAAUCAUCACCUACGUUCGAAAGAAUCCUCAAGCAAAACCACAAGUGAUGGACGCCCCACUCGAAGCCUCGGCACUAAGACUGUCCUCUUACUCCAGCCCACCAGCUCAUAAAGAUCCAAACGUUGUACCUCAACCUAAAUCCACACCGGUGCUAUGUUCCUCCAACCUGCUGUUUGACAAAUAUCGACAGGAGAUGCAGAAGGCGGGGUACUAUCCCCCAGGCAUGGCUGCCUCUGGGGUAAAACCUCCGAGCAGCACCAUCCCUCAAAGGCUGGGUGGGAAGUCGGGCAGUUUUCAUGAGGAUAUGUCUGAGAAAUAUCUCCAAGAGCAUGUUUCCCAAGAUGGAGGCAGUGUCUACCGCUCACCCAGAGCUUUGAGGCCUCAGCUGGGGUUAGGGGCCGUCACCAGGCAGCCUGCAGCCAAGACAAGAGUUCAGCAAACAGGUCAAAGGUCAGCCCCGGCGCCAGGCCAGUCCGCUCAUGCAGUCGGAGCGUCCACCCAAGGCUACCAGGACCCUGCAGGAGAGCAAAAGAGGUCAGGAGAAAGAGGUCCAGAGACCACCCCCAAGGGCGCCCAGCUCAAACCAGGCCAUUCUGGUCUCCGUCCUCCAGGCUUCUCAGGCCUGCCAGCUGUCCGUCUGGCCUCCUUCGGCUUCGCCCGGACCUCCAGUGUCUCGUCUGUGUCCAGCAACCAGUCAAACGACAGCAGUCACAGCGAUCCCUGCCGACCCUCUCAGCAUCCCGGCAGUGGCAGCGAUGACACACCUGUCCACAACGCCACAGCGCACCCCGGUGAAGCCUCCCAUGCUCAGAGCCGGCCUCAGCCUCCCAACGCCCCCAGCCUCCAGCGCCGCAGUCUGCCGCCGCAGCGCUGCUCACCGCUGGCCUCCAGGAGAGAGAUGCAGAAGGACAUAGAGGCUGCGGUGCCUUUAAAGCCCUCUCCUAAAAGAUUUGCAGUGGUUUCGCCCAAGCCUCAGUCCCCUGUUCGUGGGCGGACAGCAGCAGUUCCCGGUGCUGUUAGGACUGACAGGGCCCAGGAGUUGGACCGGGUUCUGAUCCAGCAGCUGCGGGAACGCUGUGAGCAGCAGGACCUGCAGCUGCAGAGCCUUCAGGCCCAGUUAAAGAAGGCCUCCCUGUGCCUGGACGUGUUCAGCAUCACUACCCAGCACUUCUGUCACAAGAGUGAGAGUGCCAUUGUGAAGGAGAGGGAACUGUCCCUGGAGCUCGCCAGAAUCAGGGAUGAAGUGGCUUUCAGUGUUGCACACUGGGAGCAACUGCAGCAGGAGAAGGAGGAACUGGAGCGUCGUUUCGAGGCUGAGCUGCAGGGAUUGCGGGCUCAGCAGCAGAGGGAGCUGGGAGUGCUGGAGGAGCGGCUGAAGGCGCAGCACGUGGCCGAGGCCCAGAGCCUGCAGGCCGAACAACGAGCCGAGCUGGAGGAGCUACGGGUCCAACAGCAAGAGCAGAUUGAGGAGAUGAGUGAGAACCAUGAGGCUUCCUUGAUGGAGAUGGAGACGGCUCACAAUGACACACUGGCCACUCUGCAGGAGGAGCACGCCAGGACCGUGAAGAAUCUGAAAAUGGCCCAUGAACAGCAGACCAAGUCUCUGGAGGAAGAGUUUGUAAAGAUCAGACUGUCACUGCAGGAUCAGGUGGACACACUGACCUUUCAGAACCGUAGCCUCAGAGAUCGAGCCAAGCGCUUUGAAGAAGCUCUGCGCAAGAGCACAGAUGAGCAGAUUUGGGAUGCGUUGGCACCAUAUAAACACAUUGACGAGGACCUGAAGAGCCUGAAAGAAGUUCUGGAGAUGAAGAACCAACAAAUUCAUCAACAGGAACUGAAGAUCUCAGAGCUGGAGAAAAUACAGGCUGAAAAGAAUGUGUACCUGGAGGAGAGAGUACAAGUGUUACAGCAGCAGAACGAGGACCUGAAGGAGAGAAUAGACAAGAACAUUGCUGUGUCCAGGCAACUCUCUGAGGAUAACGCCAACCUGCAGGUGAACGUGGAGAAGGAGAGCAACGAGAAGAAGCGUCUGAGUCGCAACAACGAGGAGCUGCUGUGGCGUCUCCAGACUGGCGAGCUGAGCCCUCACAUGUCCCCCAGCUCCUCCCCCAUCCAUCGACCCCUCUCUGGACCAGGCUCUCCAGCCCGCCCACACUCCUACCAUCAAUGACACUCUCAACGGAAGCUCUUGUAUCAAACGCUUUCUUUAUCUGGCAUCGGAAGCCCUCAUCUUUUUUAAACUCUUUGUUGAAUGUUCCUACAGAUUUUUUCCAUGUAGAUGGACAGAUGCAUUUCUUGGCAAAUGAAGCUCACCCGUGCAUUUCCAAAGGAAUUUUAACCUCUGACCUAAAGAAUUGUAUGAAUCAUAACGCUUCUUAUUGUUCAAAAGGAGGGGAUUCUCUGCCCUCCUCUUUCUCUAUUCCACCUGAACAAAACAGACGUACUGUGAUACUGCAGUGGAUGAAAGACCAGGUCGUUGUAGACUUCAGAGAGCAGGAUCAGAGUCACGGUGCCUCAUUUCUAUGUUUUCGCCUCCCAUCUACAUCACAUCCUUCUCAUCCAGCGCUCAGGGCGACGGAUGUACGAGACAUAGCAAACAUCCAAAGUGCAACAACGAACACAAGAAGCGCCUUUGCCGUCCAUUUUCUCCCACCAGCAACGUCUAUCCAGGCUAAGGCAAUAGUUUGAGUAAAAUCACAAAGCUACCCACAGUGAGCUACUCUCUUCUUCUCUGGGGUAUGUUAAACCUCUCAUGCUGAAGUAUUUCAUAUAUCAGGAGUGUAUGAUUGACUGCCCAUCUAACCUCAGUCAUCCAUCCUACGUUCUCCUUAAACAACUAGAUAUCAGUGUUGACCUGAAAUGUAUGAUAACAACAACAUAACUCAUAAAUCCAUUGAACUGCCAACACAAUAUAACUAUAGUAUU